Molecule: messenger RNA, 970 nt
Organism: Diabrotica virgifera virgifera (western corn rootworm)
Lineage: Eukaryota; Metazoa; Arthropoda; Insecta; Coleoptera; Chrysomelidae
Exons: 4
Coding region: 98-910 (270 amino acids)
Biological process (GO): biological process involved in interspecies interaction between organisms
Cellular component (GO): external side of plasma membrane
Molecular function (GO): carbohydrate binding
Source: RefSeq, a predicted model, not a curated record
UUUAGGUUAAAGGCUAAAGGCGAAGCCCGAUGCAUGGGUAUAUAAUAACUGAACGAAAUUGUUCGUACAUAGUUUUAUGUAGUGCUACUCAAAUAAGAUGACUAAUAAAAUUUCAGUAAUUUUGUUUUUGUGCGUAUUAAUAUGGAAGGAAAAUGCCGUUGAAGGAAAAUUCAAGUUUAGCUUAAAAUGGGAAAGUUCCCAUGAACCUAAGGAGGAAGUCCCUGUCAAGAAUUUGCCAAGUAUUCAAAUAUUACAAAAUACAGAUCUUGCAGCACGAAAUCUGCCAAAGUUUCGUAACAGUGUGUACGAUCUGGGAUUUGAUUUUCAGGGAAAUUGGUAUGAUGCAGCGGUAUUUUGUAAAUCUCGUAACAUGAGCCUCGUCAGUAUUGAAUCAGAGGAAGAAAAUGCCUUUCUUUACGAACUGAUGAAACAACGUUAUGGUGAGAGCAUGGAAUAUUGGUUUUGGACUUCAGGAAUCCAACGGAACAAUAGAUGGGUAUGGACGAGUACAGGGCGCCCGAUCGAGUACUUCAACUGGAUGACCUACCAACCAGACAACCAAAGAAGCCAGGAAAACUGUAUAGAAAUGAGAUAUAACUGGUACACAGGUAUGCGAUGGAAUGAUAGGAAUGGACUUGAUUGCGGCGUACAUGCUCUGUGUGAAGCAGAAAUUGAACCUGUUACACCCGUUACCCGUUACAACUGGUUUUCCCGUUAUACCACACCUGCUGUUAUGCGGUAUACCACACCUGUUAUACUGACUACCACAGCUGUUAGACGGGAUACCACACCUGAUGUAAGUGACGCCACACCUGUUACACGGCAUACCACACCUGAUAUAUGGGAUACCGCAACUGAUACGUGGGACAUCACAACUGAAAAAAAUUCUAAUUACACGGAUUAUUACUAGGGAUUAUUAAUCCCUAUAUAUUGUAAUACUUUGAAAAAAAAAUAAACGUCUUUAUUUUCA